This is a messenger RNA of Coccinella septempunctata (seven-spotted ladybird), 3861 nucleotides long. It is a transcript of the gene Fife, whose product is annotated as regulating synaptic membrane exocytosis protein 1. Gene Ontology annotation, molecular function: transmembrane transporter binding; small GTPase binding. The transcript is spliced from 15 exons. NCBI's taxonomy places the organism in Eukaryota, Metazoa, Arthropoda, Insecta, Coleoptera, Coccinellidae. Bases 670 to 3801 code for a protein of 1043 amino acids. The record is from RefSeq and is a predicted model, not a curated record. Gene Ontology annotation, cellular component: cytoskeleton of presynaptic active zone; presynaptic membrane. Gene Ontology annotation, biological process: calcium ion-regulated exocytosis of neurotransmitter; positive regulation of synaptic transmission; regulation of membrane potential.
GUAAUUUCUGUAUAAUCAGCCAUGAUCCUGGAAGCAAUAUACCUGCUUUCAAGUAGGUAUGUUUGCUUCGCUCUACCUCGUAACCAAACAACUCUCUUCCGAGGCUACGAUGGCAAUCCCCCGUUCGAAAACCCUUCGUGGAAUAACUCAUUACGUGUGCCAACAAGUGUAAACGGCCCAAGAGGAAAGCGACGGUAGCGUUCGAUGGCUGUGUGAUGCAUGCGCGCGCAUGUCAGCCGGGGAAAACUCCGUGCCUACUUGUUACAUCCAAGUGUCCGUAGCUUUGCCUGCUCCGGGCCCCGACUCUGCUGGCCUAUCGCUCCGGGAAACUGCUGUUGCUCUCAUCGUGUUAUCUUCCUGGAAAAAGCCCGUCGCGAGUGAACGUGAAAGUGUUGAGUGAGAAGAAUGAUGGACGCGUCAUUUCUUGUCCGUAUUUGAGGCACGCAACUAGUUGCUUGUCUCUUUUGGUCUAGGAGAAAAAGAUCCGAAUUCAUGAACUUUUUUUGUGUAUGGUUUCAACUAAUACCUGCAUUGGAAUUUGUACAAGUGAGAUGGAUGGCGAAGAAUCACAAACAUGUAAUGAAGAAGAGCAAGCACAACUAGUAACAAUCACUUAUCCGCAGCCAUUGGCAUUUUUUGUUGGUUAAUUGCAAUAACAAUUGUCUCCAAAUGAUGCUGCCUACGAAUGUGAUGUCUUUCAUGAAGAAGAUGGUGGCAACGGAGGGUUCACCUGGUGCGACAACGGCCGAUGCAAAUGACACCGGCACAACGUUCGGCAAACUUAAGCAAACUCUAUCUUCCUCUCUCCUAACUGCCCAGGAUAAAGUUGUGAAAAUGACACCACGACCUUCGUUGAUACCAGAUUUGGAUCAUGUGCCUCCUGCUGAAGAAAAACCCCCAACACCAUCCCAAGCCACACCACCAGCUAGACCGGAACCCGGUAAACCACCUAGUCGUGCAGGUGCCUGUAGAGUAUGCCUGAAAGCUUUCAAACCGGAAGACUUCAGUCGAACAUGCGCCGAAUGUAAACAGAGGGUAUGUGAAGACUGUGCAAGCUACAGCAAACUGACAGAAGAUGAUGAUCCGGCAAACUGGACAUGCAGUGUGUGCCGGCGGAAGCUUCAGUCUAGGGCUGCAGUGCAAGCCACUACAGAUUCUAACGAGAGCCUGCUGGAUAUUCCCAUACAAGAACUUCAACGAAGACACUCGGAGGCAAGAUUAGGCUCGAGCAGCAUUGGGAGCGGGAUAUUGGGAAAUGUGGGAAGCGGUCUGGUACCACCUAGAAGUCCGGACUUGAGAAGACAUUCGGACGUUUCACCAGCGUCGCUCAAAGAAAUAGAAAAGCUGAAAGUGGGGGGCACUAAGACUCCUGACACAGAUUGGACGAGAGGAAGAGGUGCCGGUCGUAGUACUGCCAACAGUAGAGCGAACAGUCCCCCAAGAGAGCAAACAACUACGGUUCUUCCUCCAACUCAACGUUCAAGAAGGGGAUCUCGGGUAGCUAGACAACGCAGUUACGAUGAAGAGGUAAAAAAUUCAAUUGCACCAGGAAAUGCAGAACCAGGCCUAGGUCUUCCACCUCCAAUGCCAAGGAGAGCAUCUGCGUACGAUGUGUAUGCCGUUCCAGGAUUGAACGCGACACCCAUUGUUCCUCCAUCAGGAAGAAGAGCAUCUUUCAGAGUUGCAGCACCUCCAGAACCAACCAGUCCGCCGAGUCCAGAUUCGGGGCCUUCAAUAGCAGCACUCACAAUAUCUCCAGAAGAAGAUAGAAGAACGAGGAGAAGAGGUUCACAAUUACCUGAUAUCGCUGGAUUACGUAACAUUCCUGCACCCAGACCAGCACCACCUUUGGAGGAAAUUGAAACCACACCACGGAGGCAGGCCUCAGUAGAUGCAGAAGCAAUACGAAUCAUCAUUCACGAUGUUGACUCCGGCGGAGGCUCUUCAGCUAAGAAAAGAGUCAUUUUGAGGAGGGAUCCAUCGGAUAAAGCACAUAGAACUCGAGGCUACGGAAUGAGAGUAGUUGGCGGUAAAGCAUCGGCUGAUGGACGACUCUUCGCCUACGUAGUUUGGACUGUCCCAGGGGGGCCUGCAGAGAAAGGGGGGCUGCAACAGGGAGAUAGAGUUCUUGAAUGGGGUGGUGUUUCGCUCAUAGAUAGAUCGUUUGAAGAAGUAUGCGCUAUAAUGGAUAGAACGGGAGACGUUGUGGAAUUAUUGGUAGAACAUCCAACCGACUUGAGAAUGUGUGAUUUGUUUGACGAACCUGGGCCAUCAGUUUGCCCAGGAAGAAAACAGUCAGAAGGUGUCAUGACUGCGUUGCACGUAGAAUCCGAUGCCGAGAAAACUCCAUCAUCUCCAACAAGAAGAAAACUUCCGAAGACGCCGGAGCAACUAGCGAGGGAAAGGACUGUAUCUGGAAGAGUUCAAAUUCAAGUUUGGUAUCAUGACGAAAGGAAAGAACUUGUGGUUUCCGUUUUGGCUGCCGAUGAUUUGGCACCAAGAGAUGAUAGUUUAGGUUAUGGAGCACUACCAGAGGCUUAUGCUCGCUUAUGUUUACUGCCUCUGACAUGUGAGGAGCAUUGUGUUCAAACAGAAGUGGCCCCUGCUAGUCAGAAUCCAAUCUGGAACGCCAACUUAAGCUUUCCUCGUGUACCGGGUGAUGAGUUGAUGGAAAGAAUUUUAGAGAUAACCUUAUGGGACCUUAUACCACACAACGAACAUGCCUUUUUGGGAGAGUGCUCAGUCGAUAUACAAAAGGCCUUUUUAGAUGACAGGGCAGUAUGGUGUAGACUGGAAGAUCCGAGACAGUUAAGAGGUCGAUCGCCUCACAGUUCACCAAGAGGUUCUAAUGCGGGUAUGGGCAAAUUUGGUCAGAGGAGCAUGUCCGACGAUGUGGAUUCUAUAGGGGAAUGUGGAACUCUUUUACAUCCGGAUCAUGCUUGGGGUUCAAGAAGAGGGUCAUCGCAGUCCGAGCAGCUGGAAGUGGAAGUCUACAACUUGGGAAAAGAUUUCUCGAGAUCCCUUCCCGGAUCCAGAAGGUCCUCUUUCCAAUCUGCCCAAGAACAAGCCGACCAAGAUGUGCCCGCAGUACCUCCUCCUGCCUCGUACAGUAGAGAUAGAAGAAGGAGCAGUUGCACUAGGAUGCUGAGGGACCCCGAGGAAAUUUUGAAGUCUCUGAAAGCUGUGAAGGGUGAACUGGGACGUACUAUGAGUCUGACUGGCGAAAAGCGAUCUCGAAGAGCGAGCGCCGUCUCGUCACGUGAGGAACGGAAGAACAGUGUCAUGGAAAUCGCAGAAGUCCCAAAGGAAGAUUCCCCUCCUUCGAGUCCAGAGCGCACCUCACCUCCAAGACUAGGCCCGGGACAAAUCCAGCCGAGAGGUUUCCGUCUCUCCAGCCUCCGCCCGGUCGAGCUGAAGCUCAGCCUGCUGAUGACCAAGGGCCAACUGGAGGUCGAAGUUUACACUGCUAGACACAUUGUGCCGAGAGAAUCCCUGCCAGACACCUACGUCAAAUGCUAUCUCCGCGACGGGGAGAAAUGGCUGCAGAAGAAGAAAACCAGAGUGAUCCGGCAUUCUUGCAGGCCACGUUUCAAACAAACCCUCAAAUAUCACGCCGUUGAUGUAUUAGGUAGAACCUUGGUGGUUAUGUUGUGGGAGAAACAAGGGGGCUUUGAGCACAACCAAGGGAUCGGAGGCGCGGAGAUAUCGUUAGAUGCGCUCACUUUGACACGUUUGACUACCGGAUGGUAUCCGCUAUUUCCGAUUAAUACUCUCGGUUCCGAUUCUAAUGAUUCACCUUGACUGGAUCUAAAUAGCCCAGUCGAGAGUUUGGAGUAAAUGAUUCAUUUAUGCCGAGGCCAA